This is a messenger RNA of Fulvia fulva, 1638 nucleotides long. RefSeq names its product Malate synthase, glyoxysomal. Gene Ontology annotation, biological process: glyoxylate cycle. Bases 1 to 1638 code for a protein of 545 amino acids. Lineage: Eukaryota; Fungi; Ascomycota; Dothideomycetes; Mycosphaerellales; Mycosphaerellaceae. The transcript has 3 exons. The record is from RefSeq and is a predicted model, not a curated record. Gene Ontology annotation, molecular function: malate synthase activity. Gene Ontology annotation, cellular component: peroxisomal matrix; cytoplasm.
AUGCCGACUCCAGUGAACGCAGAGCAGAUCCUCAGAGAGGUCAACAUCCACGGUGCUCUCAACGACCAGCAGCGCCAGAUUGUGUCCAAGGAUGCAUUGAUCUUCCUCGCCGUCCUCCAACGCUCCUUCAACGCACGACGAAAGUCCCUCCUCGAACGACGACAGAUCCGCCAGGCAGAGCUCGACAAGGGCACCCAGCUCGACUUCCUGCCCGAGACACGACACAUCCGCGAGAACGAUGCUUGGCGAGGCGCUCCACCAGCUCCAGGUCUUGUCGACCGAAGGCUGGAGAUUACAGGACCAACAGACAGGAAGAUGGUGGUCAACGCAUUGAACAGUGACGUCUGGACAUACAUGGCCGACUUCGAGGACUCCAAUGCACCUACCUGGGAGAACAUGGUCAAUGGCCAAGUGAACCUUCACGAUGCCAUCCGCAGGAACGUCGACUUCAAGCAGGGCGAGAAGGAGUACAAGCUUCGCACUGAUCGAAAGCUCCCGACUCUGAUUGCACGUGCCCGUGGCUGGCACUUGGAGGAGAAGCACUUGACUAUCGAUGGCGAGCCAAUGUCUGCCUCGCUCUUCGACUUUGGUCUUUACUUCUACAACAAUGCUGCUGAGCUCGUCAAGCGUGGCAGCGGCCCAUACUUUUACCUCCCAAAGAUGGAGAGCCAUCUUGAGGCAAGACUCUGGAACGAUGUCUUCAACCUCGCCCAGGACUACAUUGGCAUGCCACGAGGCACCAUCCGUGGUACCGUCCUCAUCGAGACCAUCACCGCUGCCUUCGAGAUGGACGAGAUCAUUUACGAACUCCGCGACCAUUCUUCCGGCCUCAACUGCGGCCGCUGGGACUACAUCUUCUCCGUCAUCAAGCGCCACCGCCAGAACCCCGCCUUCGUCCUCCCCGAUCGUAGCGCCAUCACCAUGACCUCCCCGUUCAUGGACGCCUACGUCCGUCUCCUCAUCAAGACCUGCCAUCGCCGCGGCGUCCACGCCAUGGGCGGCAUGGCAGCCCAGAUCCCCAUCAAGGACAACCCCGAGGCAAACGAGAAGGCCAUGGACUCUGUCCGCGCAGACAAGCUCCGCGAAGUACGAGCAGGCCACGACGGCACCUGGGUAGCCCACCCCGCCCUCGCCAAGAUCGCCGGCGAAGUCUUCAACGAGAACAUGCCCACACCCAACCAGCUCCACGUCCGCCGCGAAGAAGUCCAAGUCAACGCCAACGACCUUCUAAACAUGAACGUCCCCGGCAAAAUCACCGAAGAAGGCAUCCGCAAGAACCUCAACAUCGGCCUCGGAUACAUGGAAGGCUGGCUCCGCGGCAUCGGCUGCGUGCCCAUCAACUACCUCAUGGAGGACGCCGCCACCGCCGAAGUCUCCCGCUCACAGCUGUGGCAGUGGUGCAGACAUGGCACCGUCACGAGUGAGGGCAAGAAGAUGGAUAAGCAGUAUGCCCUCAAGCUGCUUUACGAGCAGGCCGACGAGCUGGAGAAGAAUGCGCCGAAGGAUAACAAGUAUAAGCUUGCAGCGAAGUACUUUGCGACCCAGGUGACGGGUGAGGAGUACAGUGAGUUUUUGACGAGUUUGUUGUAUAAUGAGAUUACGAGUGCGAGUGGGAAGACGCCGGCGGCGAAGUUGUAG